AGGGGGUCACCGUGAGCCGGUCCAAUGCGCCUUGCCUCGUCCCUGAUCGUCCUCGCAUCCGUUCACUAUCCUGCCUGUCCUUGACCCGCUCCACCAGAGGCCUCCUGCCAAAGCCAACACACCAAUGGCUUCCCCUAUCCAGACGGCCGUGUCUACGAGCACCGAUGUGCCCAUCGCCCACCCCGAGCGCCAGUACACGGCCACCACCGAGACCAACGGCUCCGCUGAUGCUGCUGCUGCCGCCGCCGCCGCCGCCGCUCCCGAGCCCGCCAAAAGCGCCGCCGCGGCGAAGAACGGGGGGAAAUACAGGCACGUCGUCGCCGUUCACCGCAUGCAGCGCCCGUCGCCUCUGAGCCAGGAUGCAACGGUGGCGCCCAGCUUCAUGGGCUUUAGAAAUCUCAUGGCCUUAGUGCUCGUCGUGUCGAAUCUGCGCCUCAUGAUCGAGAACUUCCUCAAGUAUGGCGUUCUCAUCUGCAUCCGCUGCCACGAUUACCGCCGCCAGGACGUUGUCUACGGCUCCAUCCUCUACCUGCUCGUCCCCUGUCACCUAUUCGUCGCAUACAUCAUCGAGCUAGUGGCUGCGCAGCAGGCCAAGGGAGCCAUCGCGCGCCUGAAAAAGGCAGAGACGGCCGAGGAGCGGGUGCUCGGGCAGGACAGUUUCCGCAAGACAUGGGGCUUAAUCGCGCUCGCACACGGCAUCAACGCGACGCUCAACCUGACCAUUGCGUCGACGGUCGUGUACUACUUCAUCCACCACCCGGGCAUUGGCACGUUGUGCGAGCUGCACGCCAUUAUUGUGUGGCUUAAGACGUGCUCGUAUGCCUUUACGAACCGUGAUCUGCGGCACGCCAUGCUCGACGAGGAUGCGACGCCGCUGCCGGACCUCUACAAGGACUGCGCGUACCCGCGCAACAUUUCAAUCGGGAACCUGACCUACUUCUGGUGGGCGCCCACGCUGGUCUACCAGCCCGUGUACCCGCGGACGGAGCGGAUCCGGUGGGUCUUUGUCUUCAAGCGCAUGUCGGAGGUGGUGGUGCUCAGCAUAGUCAUCUGGAUCGCGUCGGCGCAGUACGCGGCGCCGCUGCUGCGCAACUCGCUGGACAAGGUGGCCACGCUGGACCUGGUGUCGAUCGCGGAGCGGGUGCUCAAGCUGUCGACGAUCUCGCUCUUCUGCUGGCUGUGCGGCUUCAUGGCGCUGUUCCACUCGUCGCUCAACGCGCUGGCGGAGAUUAUGCGGUUCGGCGACCGCGAGUUCUACACCGAGUGGUGGAAUGCAACCAGCAUCCGCAUCUACUGGGUGACCUGGAACAAGCCCGUGACGACGUUUAUGCGGCGCCACCUGUACAGCCCGCUGGUGGGCCGCGGGGUACCGCCGGCCCUGGCGCAGAUCAUCGUCUUCAUCUUCUCGGGGUUGCUGCAUGAGCUGUUGGUCGGGGUGCCAACACACAACAUAAUCGGUGUCGCGUUCUUGGGCAUGGUGUUCCAGAUCCCGCUGAUUCUGGCGACGGACCCGCUGCAGCGGAUGAAGGGCGUGGGCAGCAAGGUGGUGGGCAACCUCGUCUUCUGGAUCAGCUUCUGCCUGGUGGGGCAGCCGCUGGGAGCGUUGCUGUACUUUUUUGCGUGGCAGGCCAAGUAUGGCAGUGCCAGCAAGCCGCAGCUGUGGUGAGGGGAGGAGGAGGAGCAGUAGAGUUUGGAGUAAGACUUAGGAGCGAUAAGAGGAGCCCGGCACAGCGCAUCGGCCGAAUUUAGUCCUUUGUUUGCUACACUCGGCUUGCCGCGUGGUCUGAGGCGGCAAGACGGCGUUCCGGCGCUCCAGCCCCCCGGAACACGUGCCCUGGGGCGGAGGGAGAUAAGCAAUGUUUGCCGGCG
Molecule: messenger RNA, 1869 nt
Organism: Aplosporella prunicola CBS 121167
Lineage: Eukaryota; Fungi; Ascomycota; Dothideomycetes; Botryosphaeriales; Aplosporellaceae
Exons: 4
Coding region: 125-1666 (513 amino acids)
Biological process (GO): triglyceride biosynthetic process
Cellular component (GO): endoplasmic reticulum membrane
Molecular function (GO): diacylglycerol O-acyltransferase activity
Source: RefSeq, a predicted model, not a curated record